GCAGUCUGCCCAGCGAACGCAACAUGGAAUUGCAAGCCUGGCUCAGCUCGCCAGAAGGCCUGCAGACCCAGAUAGUUGCCGUGCAGGAAACUCAUUGGAGAGGCUACCAGUAUGCCUGGUCCCUUCCCAAAGCGAGUGCAGCCGUCACGUCUGCAAAGGACGCAGUGCUGGCCAAACGUGCCGAGUUCUGGGCGCAGCUCACAACAUUGCUGAGUGCUCUGCCUGCCCGAAACCGAGUGCUGUUUCUCGGGGACCUGAACACGACCUUCAGCACGGAAGGCACAAUGGUAGGCCGCGGCGUUCUGGCUCGCCAAGGCAGCCAUGCACCCGACACGCCCCUAGCCCAGGACCUGCUCCGCAGUCUUGACUUGGUGGUUCUUAAUAGCUGGGGACCCGUGGGUACUAGGGCCUGCACAUAUUUGCCCGCUGGGGCAAGUGGACGCAGCCAGAUAGAUUUCGCCAUUAUGCGUAGGAGCUCUGCCGCACGCACGCUGAGUGCUCACGAACUUCUCACUCAUGCGUGGCAACAGGCCACCGCCUCUCUGCCGCGGCAGCUCCCCAUUCAGGUUCCUCGCCGCAAACUGCAGCUCCGGGCGGCCAACGGCAUGCCUCUAUGCAUCGCCGACACUGUCACGGCCAUCCGUGACUACUACGCCACCCUCUUUAGUCAGUCGACUCCUCAGCAAGUCCUGCCUGCUCCCUCCUCGCCUUUGCAAAUCACCUCCGAGGAGUUCUGCACUGCCUUGCAAAACCUCUCCGGCAACAAGGCGCUGCCACCUGCUGAAGCCCCAGCCAUACUAUGGAAACUUGCCGCCGAGACGCUCACCAUGAAGCUCCUGCCUCAAGUCAAUCAUUGGCUCAGGCACAUGCAUCUCCCGCCGCCUGAUGAAUGGCAUAUUGCAGAUAUCUGCUUGUUGCCCAAGCCCAACAAACCCGUGGCUGGGCCGGAGACGCUCCGCCCGAUCUCGCUGCUCCAUCCAGUGGCUAAGGCGCUGGCUGUGGUCGUCAAUAAUCGCAUUCAGCCUCAAUUGCAUGCCCUGGUUCAGGAGCUGCCGCAGUUCUCCUAUCUUGCGGGGCGCUCUGUGCAGGACGCCUUGGACCGCGCGAUGUCCCAUUGCUGUCAAGUCCGCUCCAUCCUUCAUGCGCAGAGACAGAAUCCCCACCUGAAAAGACAGGGGCAUCAGCCCUCGGCCUGCCGAGGCGGGGUCACUCUCUCCUUAGAUCUUCAGCAAGCUUUUGACCUCAUGCCGAGGGACAGCCUGCUUGCCGCUAUGCAGCUUGCACAGCUUGAUCACCCCACCCAGUAUGCCGUCUUGCAAUUGCACCACCAUGCACAAAUGCGCAUUGCUCAUGGGGGAUGCACGGCCACGAUAAGUACCACAAACGGGGUGCGUCAGGGUUGCGGGUUGGCGCCAUCGCUGUGGUGCCUGUUCACAUGUCUGAUCCUGACCCACAUACAGCAGGAAAUCGCGCGGGAUGCUACCACUGUUUACGCUGAUGACUUUUUGUUCCAGUGGAUAAUAGAGUCCCCUGAGCAUUUUGAACAGGUUGUUGCCAAAAUAGGAUACAUCCUGCGCACCCUUGAGCAGUUUGGGAUGCGGGUUAGCCCCACCAAAACGGUCCUUAUGAUUUCCCUGCGAGGACCCAUGGCCGGCACGGUGCUGCGGCCACAUGUCAAGACGCUGCCCGGCAAAGGCAGACACUUGCAGGUACCGCUGCACACAGAUGCAGUCUUUCAGUCACAAUCCAGCAUGUUUCUGCCCAUUGUGACGCAACACACCUACUUGGGUGCUAAACUCAGCUACAACUCCCCUGAAGCCCUCACGCUGAAGGAGCGCAUGAAGCUCUCCUGGACGGCAUUUGGCCGCCUAUACUGCCAGCACUGCGCUCAGCGGGCCUUGCACUCCAUCAAAGGGUGCGACCAGUUGCUAGCCAGGCUUGCCGUUGAGGACCCGAUUUGCACUCUGGCGCGCAGAGUAGACUGUAGGUCCUUUACCGUACUGGUUUAUUGCUUGCUCUUGCCAGGCCACAUGACCGAGACGGAAGCCCCGGCGAUCAGCCUCGAGACGGCGGCCUCAGUGAACCAGGACCUCCUGAUGCCGGAAGGACAGGCGAAGCUCCUACAGGGCAUGAUGCAGGGGGACAGGAACCGCAAUCCUUUGGGACUGAACUUGAGCCCGGAGGGGACUCACGUCAGCACGGCGGCUCCUUCGACAGCGGGCUCAACGCUUCCCCCGCCGCAAGAGGUGGAGGACGGGGACAUGGACACCACCCAGAGGGACAAGAGAGCGGCGCCGGAGAGCUCGGGACUCCCAUGGGCCACCCCCACGGACACGGGCAAGGGCGGCAAGUAUCCUCGGCAGGAGUCCAAGGGAAACACCAGGGACUACGGAGGUGGCUGGGACAGAGACCAUCGCCGCAGCCCGGGCCAGCGUCGCCAACAGUACUGGAAGUCCAGCGAGGGCGAUCACCGGACGGACAAGGACGCCACGGACAAGAAGAUCCUCAACCUCUGCGCGGCCUUGACCAACCUGGUGUUGAGGCACGAGGACCAGCUGUCCAUCAAUCGUUCCCAGUCGAACUAUGUGAUGUUCUGCCAGUGCAAGGGCAUGCUCACGGUUGUGCCCGAGUUCAUCAAGGCCAUUCAGGCCUGGAAGGAGGCCAAGGAGAAACAGCCCGAAACCAUCACCUUGCCGAUGAGGGCCUUCCUGUUGAAGCAGUGGCUGGAGCUCCUGAAGAACCGCUUCGAGGCCUGCCUAGCAAACGACACCUCGAAGGCCCAAGCCGAGGAGAUGCUCGUACUGGAUGCCAACGGCAUGGUCCCCUACCUGGAAUGGGACCCGCAGGCCAAGGAGAUGAAGAUCAAGCGCGACAGGGAGCCAAUGCGGCCGGAGCAGGUGCUGGAAAUGCUGACCAGGAUGCAAGCUUUGGCCCUCCAGCCCUUGGCGGUGAUGAGGUUCCACGCCAUCCACAAGCUCAGCUGGCAGAUGAGCAGCGAGGUUGUGCCGAUGAUGCUGGAGGUCGGCGGCAGAACACAAGAGGCCAAUCGACUGUGGGAGGACUUCGGACGCCUCUCGCACAGCGCGGCCACGCGCUGCGUAGCCACCUCGCUUCGACCGGACAAGAUGGGGAGGUCUGCCCUGGCUACGGCAGUGCAGAAGAUUGCAGACGGCAUGUGCGCACCCUCAGACUGCAGAACUGCAGUAACCAUUGCUACAGUCAUGCCUCCAUCCUGUCGCUUUGUUGGCUCUGGACGUCAGGCCCUCCAGCUCUCGCUGAUGUGUUCGGGCCGAGCCUGCUACGGGUCAUCCGCUGGCUCUGCACUCAGAAGCGUCCUGUCACACUUUGGCAGAACAUUGCCUGGUGUGCGUUGCACUCGGGGUGGCGCUCGCCCCACAUGCAGCAUGAUGUAG
Molecule: messenger RNA, 3413 nt
Organism: Symbiodinium necroappetens
Lineage: Eukaryota; Dinophyceae; Suessiales; Symbiodiniaceae
Source: the annotation of a GenBank genome assembly